AUGCGAGGCUCCCAUCUCCUCCCUAAGCAGCUUCGCUCCCUGGGUCAAACCGACAGCUGGUUAAAUCGCACUGUCACCUCCAACCUCCUUGCUGUCUCCAACCUUGCCUGCCAACAUCCGAUCCACACUGUUGUCGCAAUCGCGUUGUUCGCCAGCACCUCCUACGUCGGUCUGCUGCAAGAGAGCUUGUUCGACAGUGGCAUUAAAUCCUUGCAGCACAAUGGAAGAGUAGAUGUGGAAGCACUGCUACAAGGAAGCAGAACAUUAGAAUUAUCUGAGAGAACAGCAUGGAAAUGGCAAUUCCCUGAUGAUUCAAGCAUCCCCCUUGCGCCCUUGGGCUCAAACCAUUAUGCUUUGACAACCUUUGUGUUCCCAGACUCUUCUUCGUCUCAGCUGGCUCCCGAAGCCAAUGCUGUUCCGGUACCGCAAAAUGUCACGGCCACCAGUAUCCCUACCACAUCGAACUUACUCUCACCGAUAUCGCACGACACUUCCUUGGCCUUCUACACCUCCUUCUCGGAGCUUCCUGAUUUCCUCCGGGCCGUUCAAGAGCUUCCCGCACAUGAAUUGCCGGACGAUCAAAGUCGUCCGUCUUGGACUAUGAAGGCUGUUCGUCUGAACGGAAAUGGUCCACGUGGUGCCUACCGGACUUGGCUGAGCGAAGGGUGGUCGUCUUUCGUUGAUUUGCUGAAACACGCCGAAACACUGGACAUUAUCAUCAUGUCGCUUGGUUAUCUGUCCAUGCACCUCACCUUUAUAUCCCUUUUUCUCUCCAUGAAACGUCUGGGUUCGAACGCCUGGUUGGCUGUUUCGGUCUUAUUUUCCAGUCUUUUCGCGUUUCUGUUCGGGUUGGUGACUACAACCAAGCUCGGAGUGCCAAUCAAUAUGGUUUUACUGUCAGAAGGGUUGCCGUUUCUGGUGGUGACGAUUGGGUUUGAAAAGUCCAUCAUUCUGACAAAGGCCGUACUCUCCGCUUCCUAUGACAAGAAUCGGCGAGGCUUGGAGAACGAAGCAGCGAAUGGUAGUGGCAGUGGCCCGAUGGCAGCUCCGGCCAUCCCGAGCUCCAUCCAGGAUGCCAUUCAGAUCGCUGUCAAGGACACAGGGUUCGAGAUCGUUCGGGAUUACGCCAUCGAAAUUGCUAUUCUCAUUCUGGGUGCUGCUUCGGGGAUCCAGGGCGGGCUCAGACAAUUUUGCUUCUUGGCUGCAUGGAUCUUGGUUUUUGACUGCCUUCUGCUUUUCACUUUUUACACGACAAUUCUCUGCAUCAAGCUGGAGAUCAAUCGGAUCAAACGGCACGUGGCUCUGCGCAAAGCACUCGAGGAAGAUGGGAUAAACCAACGUGUCGCUGAAGACGUUGCGACAAACAACGACUGGCCUAAUGGGCAGACAAACCAGGCUGGUGCCUUCAACAUUUUCGGGCAGAAAAUAAAGGCCAGCAGUGUGCCUAAGUUCAAGAUCUGGAUGGUUACGGGCUUCGUCAUCAUCAACGUGAUUAACUUGUGCACAAUACCUUUCCGGACCGCGCGAAGCAUCAAAGCGCCUGGGGCUGCUAUUCCGAGCGUUUUGACACCUGCUCCCAUCGAUCCUUUCAAAGUGGCGGAAAAUGGCUUGGACGCAAUAUACGUGGCCGCAAAGAGUCAGAAGCUCGAUACCUACGUCACCGUUCUCCCACCGAUCAAAUACGAACUCGACUAUCCUUCAGUUGAUCACUCCGAAUCGGCAGAUGAUCUUGGGUUCUUUGACUCCGAAUACACGGAUCAGUUCCUCAACGUGGUCGGCGGAAGAGUGAUCGAAGGCGUCCUGAGCAGCCUCGAAGAUCCCGUGCUUAGCAAAUGGGUCUUGAUCGCGCUCACCCUCAGCCUGAUCCUGAACGGUUAUCUCUUCAAUGCUGCCCGUUGGAGUCUCAAAGAACCGCAAUCUGCAACAAGUUCACCUGCUGCGUCCAAACCCCCGCAACUGGAAUUGCCCUCAACGCCCAAACCUCGAAAGGCCAGCCUCGAUGUCCCACAGAAUUCGGGGGGAUCGCGAGCCGAGUGCGAGCAGAUGCUCAAGGACAAGAAAGCUGCCUUCCUCACAGAUGAGGAAUUGAUUGACUUGUCUCUGAGAGGCAAGAUUCCCGGUUAUGCCAUUGAGAAGACGCUGGAAAACCCCGAGCUCAUGACUAGAGGCGAAGCAUUCGUUCGGGCAGUCAAGGUUCGCAGAGCAGUUGUGUCGAGGACGCCGGCGACGAAGAAUUUUGCGUCUGCGCUUGAGGCCUCCAAGACUCCAUACCGUGACUACAACUACGAGCUCGUCCAUGGGGCAUGUUGUGAAAAUGUCAUUGGAUACUUGCCUCUUCCUCUGGGGGUUGCCGGCCCCUUGGUCAUUGAUGGUCAGAGCUACUUUUUACCGAUGGCCACUACUGAAGGUGUGCUCGUGGCAAGCACUAGCCGUGGGUGUAAAGCCAUCAAUGCAGGUGGCGGUGCCGUCACCGUUGUCACUGGCGAUGGAAUGACUCGAGGCCCAUGUGUUGGCUUCCCCACCCUGGCUAGAGCCGGCCAAGCGAAAGUGUGGCUUGACUCGGAAGAGGGCUACCGGAGAAUGCGCGAGGCGUUCAAUUCUACCAGCCGAUUUGCUCGGCUGCAAUCGAUGAAGACUGCUUUGGCGGGCACGUAUCUCUACAUCAGAUUCAAGACGACCACCGGUGAUGCAAUGGGCAUGAAUAUGAUAUCAAAAGGCGUUGAAAAGGCACUUUCAGUUAUGGCCACAGAUUGCGGGUUCGAUGACAUGACGACGAUAUCCGUGUCUGGGAAUUUCUGCACCGACAAGAAACCUGCAGCAGUAAACUGGAUUGACGGAAGAGGUAAAGCCGUGGUUGCAGAGGCUAUCAUCCCCGGGGAUGUGGUACGCAAUGUGCUCAAGAGUGACGUAGAUGCACUUGUGGAGCUCAACGUGUCCAAAAAUCUCAUCGGCAGUGCGAUGGCAGGCAGUAUCGGUGGGUUCAAUGCACACGCCUCCAAUAUUGUGACAGCUAUGUUUCUCGCCACGGGUCAGGACCCAGCUCAGAAUGUUGAGAGUGCCAACUGCAUCACCAUUAUGAAGAACACCAACGGAAACCUCCAAAUCAGUGUAUCGAUGCCUUCGAUUGAAGUAGGCACCAUCGGAGGAGGAACCAUUCUCGAAGCACAGUCUUCCAUGCUCGAAAUGCUUGGGGUACGAGGAGCCCACCCAACAAAUCCAGGUGACAAUGCCCGAAAACUGGCCAGAAUUAUUGCUGCUGGGGUCCUCGCUGGAGAGCUCAGUCUUUGCAGCGCCCUCGCGGCAGGCCACCUGGUUCGGGCACACAUGGCACACAACCGCAGUACGGCACCCACGCGAGCAACGACGCCAGUGUCAGCCGCAGUUGAGCCUUUUCUGCGAGCGCAAAAUGGUCCAUCUAUACCUCCAUCCCUCAAAAUGACGAACGGAAGAUGA
Molecule: messenger RNA, 3453 nt
Organism: Fonsecaea erecta
Lineage: Eukaryota; Fungi; Ascomycota; Eurotiomycetes; Chaetothyriales; Herpotrichiellaceae
Product: hydroxymethylglutaryl-CoA reductase (NADPH)
Exons: 3
Coding region: 1-3453 (1150 amino acids)
Biological process (GO): isoprenoid biosynthetic process; ergosterol biosynthetic process; coenzyme A metabolic process
Cellular component (GO): peroxisomal membrane; endoplasmic reticulum membrane
Molecular function (GO): hydroxymethylglutaryl-CoA reductase (NADPH) activity; protein binding
Source: RefSeq, a predicted model, not a curated record